UUUACUCAUGAUUUCUUCGCCACAUGCUUUACAAGCCGUCAGAAGCAGGGCUAAUGUCAGAGGGAUAGACAGUGUCUACAUAUAUCACUGACCUUCGCUUAGAGCAUUGUCUUCUUCCUCGAGUCUGCAAACUCUUUUGCAAGAUUGACCAUGGAGCCGAAAGUUCAUACUCUGUUCGAACCUGUUACUGGCACCUGGCAAUAUUUAGUGGCCGAUGAAAUAACAAAGGAAGCUGUGGUUAUUGACCCGGUACUCGACUACGACAAGCCGACUGGGAAGAUCACCACGCGAGCAGCCGAUGAGAUCCUCGAUCUGGUCGCUGGGAAAUGCUAUACCGUCUCUCGGAUCCUCGAAACUCAUGCUCAUGCUGAUCAUUUGACUGCCUCUCGCUAUCUUCAAAACGUUCUUGCGGAACGGCAGCCCACAUCACCGUCGCCUCUGGUUUGCAUUGGUGAACGGAUAAGCCAGGUUCAAAAGACCAUGUCCAAGGUCUACAACAUUCCUGCCAUAGACCUGGAAGGCGCUUUCGAUCAUACCUUUGCCGACGAUGAGACAUUCGCUAUCGGCAACAUCGAAGCCAAGGUCAUCCAUCUACCUGGUCAUACUCCGGACCACAUUGGAUAUGUGAUUGGAUCCAAUGUCUUCACGGGAGACUCAAUCUUCAAUCCAGAUGUUGGAUCUGCUCGUUGCGAUUUCCCAGGAGGAUCAGCCACCGAUCUGUAUCAAUCCAUGCAAAAGCUACUCGCUCUACCGUCACACUUUAAGCUGUACACGGGCCACGACUAUCCACCCGAGAGCCGCGAAAUUAUCGCCGGACAACAUGUCUCUGGGUCAAAAGCCGUUCCAUAUACCACAGUCGAUGUCCAGCGGCAUGAUAACAAGCAUGUCAAAAUCGGGACUGAGAUGGACAACUUUGUCAAAUGGAGAUCAGAGAGGGACAGUGGACUUGGGCACCCGAAGCUUCUGGCGCAGGCGAUGCAGGUCAAUGUCCGAGGCGGAAGGUUGCCAAUGGGCGAUUCCGAGCAGAUGAAGCUCAGUGAGGUUCCUUCAGCAAUGGCUAGAGUCGUGAAGGUCUGAGAAGUUCUGUACUCGCCUCAUAUGGGCUUACAACUAGUUGGUUCUGAUUGGCCAUCGGGAAUUCCCCUUUGGGUCGCGGGGAAAGCAGAGUGACGUCGCUCACUCCUGCAAGGCUGAUCCUCUCACCCAAACCAGUCAAUCAAUAAUCAAAACUAUCGCGGUCU
Exophiala viscosa is the source of this 1241-nucleotide messenger RNA. RefSeq lists its product as uncharacterized. Lineage: Eukaryota; Fungi; Ascomycota; Eurotiomycetes; Chaetothyriales; Herpotrichiellaceae. The record is from RefSeq and is a predicted model, not a curated record. Gene Ontology annotation, molecular function: sulfur dioxygenase activity. Gene Ontology annotation, biological process: hydrogen sulfide metabolic process; glutathione metabolic process. Bases 151 to 1077 code for a protein of 308 amino acids. The transcript has a single exon.